This is a messenger RNA of Drosophila suzukii, 564 nucleotides long. RefSeq lists its product as uncharacterized. The record is from RefSeq and is a predicted model, not a curated record. Lineage: Eukaryota; Metazoa; Arthropoda; Insecta; Diptera; Drosophilidae. Gene Ontology annotation, molecular function: heme binding. Gene Ontology annotation, cellular component: membrane; intracellular membrane-bounded organelle.
GAUUGGAACGGUCACACUUAAAGGUCGAGCAUUUUAUUAGGAGUACAACAGGUUCGCAGUUUCUUUUUGGAGAGGAGAGCAGGAGUCAAGAUGAGCAAGGAAAUCUAUUUGGCCACCGUGAAGCAGCACAACAAGGCCCAGGACCUGUGGAUAGUCAUCGACAACAAGGUGUACGAUGUGACACAGUUCCGGCUCGAGCAUCCCGGUGGCGAGGACACCCUGGUGGAUGCGGCCGGUCGCGAUGCCACCAAGGACUUCAACGAUGUGGGUCACAGCUCGGAGGCGAGGGAAAUGCUCAAGAAGUACUACAUUGGCGACCUGGCCGCUGCCGAUAUCCAGAAGAAAAGUCCAAUUAGCUGCCGUCAUAUUGCAUUGGCCCUGGGCGCCGCCUUCAUUGGGAUCACUCUGGUCUAUGUGAUUCGACGCGGAGUGGCCAGGAAUUAAUCUGCGGCCAGGGGACCUGAAAACCAGCUUCAUUCCGUGAUUCCAGAGAUAUUUUUCCAACACAGAAAUCAUUUUCCAAACAUUUGAUACGAAAUAAACUGUACAAAUUGCUAAAAUAAA